Penicillium antarcticum is the source of this 1710-nucleotide messenger RNA. RefSeq names its product MFS transporter. The record is from RefSeq and is a predicted model, not a curated record. The transcript has a single exon. Lineage: Eukaryota; Fungi; Ascomycota; Eurotiomycetes; Eurotiales; Aspergillaceae. Bases 1 to 1710 code for a protein of 569 amino acids. Gene Ontology annotation, molecular function: transmembrane transporter activity. Gene Ontology annotation, biological process: transmembrane transport.
AUGCCGGGCUCAGACCGAGUCUCGUUGAAUCGCCGCUCUUCCACGCAGCAUUACCAGACCUUUGAUACCCCUCCGCCCAAGUCGCGUGGACGACCGAACUCGGGCCAGUCCGAGUCCUCAGCAGAUGGCUCUCACGAUCUCCACCAUGAUGCCACUGAUCACCAAGGAACACAAUCGCCGUUGCCGAAGAAGCAAAUGGCCGUGCUUGCCAUGAUUGCCUUGGCUGAGCAAACUGCGCUGAACUCGAUCAGUCCCUAUCUGCCCGACAUGGCAUCGACGUUCCCCGAGGUGGAGCCGAGUCAAGUAGGCGUGUACGUUGGGACUAUUGCAUCGGCAUUUGCACUGGCCCAAUUUGGCACAAAUUAUUUCUGGGGCUGGCUCUCGGACCGUGUUGGUCGUAAGCCGGUGAUUCUACUUGGCACCUUUUUGACUGCCUUGUGCUUCGUCGCAUUCGGUUUCUGCAAGACCCUUGGACAAGCUAUCGCAGUGCAGGCGCUGAUGGGUGUGGUCAAUGGCAAUCAGGGGCUGGUCUCUACAUGUCUGGGAGAAAUUACCGACCGAAGCAACCAGUCACAGGCCUUCACAUACCUCCCUGUUCUGUACGGCAUUGGAGGUAUAACCGGUCCUCUUUUGGGAGGACUUUUGAUCUUUGAAACGAACCCUUUUACUGGAAACAAAAAUUCCUACCCGUAUCUUGCGCCAAACCUCGUGUCUGCCAUCAUUCUUCUGGUGGACUUUGCUCUGACGACUCUUUUCCUAGAAGAGAGCCUGGAAGACGCAGAGAGUAUUCCUAAGAUUGGUAAAAAGGUGCGCAGCCUUUUCACCUGGCUGUGGCAAUUUACCAGCUCUUCUCGCCGGCCGACCUAUGUGGCGGUCCCACAGGCGGUCCCAUAUCCCCAUGAUCACCACGGCACAGAAAACGAAGACCACGACAGUGACCUGGAUUCUGCAUCCGAGGUAUCUAGCCUACUCGGACACCACGAAGAACUUGCCUGGGAUGAGAUCUUCACUCGGGAUACCAUCUUGCUUCUUGUGACUUACUUGAUCUUUGCCUUCUGCAACGUUUCUUUCAAUUCGCUGUUUCCCAUCUUUGCGCAAGCCAAACCCCCGGCGGGACGAUCACUCACCCCUUCCGAGAUUGGGCUCUCACAAGGAUUUGCUGGUAUUGUUACCAUCAUAUUCCAGAUUUGUAUUUUCAAUCGCCUGCGCGAUAAGAUGGGCAAUAGAUGGUCUUACCGUGCGGGUCUUUUUGGCUUCGUCGUCUCAUUCAUCUUGAUGCCUUUCAUCGGGUACAAGAGCACAAACACCGAGAGCUUGACUGGCAAGUCCGCGCUCAUGGCGGUCGAACUGUGCUUCGUAUUGCUAGUUAAGACCAUAGCCUCCGUGGGUGGUCUGACCAGCGCUCUGCUUUUGGUUACGAAUUCUGCACCCAAUCAUGCCGUUCUAGGUGCGCUGAAUGGUCUCGCCCAGACCCUCUCCGCAGCCGGGCGAGCAGUCGGCCCGUUCCUUUCCGGCGGACUAUUCUCUCUCACAGCCAAGAUCCAACCAAAGGGUGAAGCCCUGGCAUUUGGCGUCUUCGGCGCCGUCUCCUUCAUCGGGUUCAUCAUGAGCUUCGGAAUCCGGGGCCGAUCACUCGAAGCAGACGGCUGGGGCGAGGACAGCGAUGAUGGAAACUACAAGUCGGACGACGAUGAAGCAAACGUCCCUUGA